This is a messenger RNA of Linum trigynum, 5542 nucleotides long. The record is from the annotation of a GenBank genome assembly. NCBI's taxonomy places the organism in Eukaryota, Viridiplantae, Streptophyta, Magnoliopsida, Malpighiales, Linaceae.
GGUUAACUAUCUUAGUACUCGUACUUGCAUAUCACUAAGCACAAGUGAUGCCAUGUAAUUUUAUCUACCCACAGCCUGGAAUAAGUUGGUGAAUUUUGAAUUUUCGAUAAUUCAUUUGAACAAAACACAUGCAACAAUUCAAUUCUUGUAUGGAAAUAUAUAAAAGCUGAAAAGCCACUAUACUAAAUGGGUUUGGGAUAAUAUGGCUAAUAAACCACAAUUGUUUAAGAUAGAGGUGAUGGCACUUAGUAUCUAAAUUUGUUUUGUAGUGGAGUCAAUCUAUGAGAGAUACCAAUAACAACAAAAGAUAGUCAAUAUUUGAAAGAUAAAAAGACAUGGUAAUACACUUGGGAUUAUGUAAGAGUCAUUCUCCUAAAAUGAGUUUAGACGGUAGAAAAAAUCGAGUCCAAACUGUCAUUUAAUUCAUCUUAAACCUUUCAUAAUCAUUUACACCUAUUUUCAGUUUAUCCAGAUUGUUUGGUCUGCAUUUCAACACACAUCAUUGAAACUUGGAGAUGAGACGAAAUUUCAUGAUUUGUUCUUCCAACUUUUCAAAUCAUCAUUAACUAAUUACAAUUAUAAUUAUAAUUAAUUUGUGGUUUGUUAAUUGGGGAUCAGUGAAUGAGAAGCAACACGAGGGGCAGCACAUGUGUACCCGAGAUGAGAGGAGGGGAGCCCUCCAAAAUUAACUACAAUUCUUCUUUGGUACCCCAUUUCCCAUUUUUAUAUAAUUUCCCUUCCCAAAAUCCCCAUGUAUUGCCACUUGUUUUGUUCACUUGUUAAUUAAUUAAUUAAAACCUUGAUGUUGAUCUUUGAAGCCACAAAUCGGAAUAUAAGCACAUCACAUGGAAUGUAUUAGAAGCUCUUAUUAAUCAUCAUUCUUUAUUUAGAGUAUUUCAUGUGCUAGCGAUUGGUGUAUUAUUUGCAAAUUGAUAAGGUCAAAUGGUAUUGAAUUAUGAGAACGCAGAAUCCAAUGUUUUGUUCGAGUGAUGGAAAUGCCAGUAAAUGGUGCUCAACUCUCAAUUUUUACAGCAGUUGAUAGAUCCGCGAUCGUUAAUUCAAAAUCAUGAUUAUUCAUUGUUGUCACGAGUUGUCCCCUCCGGACUCGAUUCUUCUUUCUUUCGCAAGCAGCUGAAGGAGGGAACCUCGAGAUCGAUUUGGUGGCUGCGGAAAUCUUGGUUGUUACAUGAUGUUGACUUCACACUUGUACCAUUAGAGUUGCAUGCAUGUUUCGUUACACUUUUACGUUAUCUAGAUAAAAAUUCAUCACGUUGAGUGGAUUCCAUCAAUCGAAUCCUUAACCUUAUACUUAUAUGCAUGAUCGUUAUAUUCACGUUUUUAGAUAAAAUCUCAUCAUUGAGUGGAUUCAAUCAACCUAGCACCAAAGCAAAAAGGUUGACACCUCGAGAAAUGAUUUGGUGUAAGACCCAAACAUGCAGAACCUACAAAAAUCAUGUGUCAUACAAUCCUAUUAAGUUUCAUAUUAGGGUGGUAUUAUUCUUAUUAGGGAUAUCAAGCUUACACCAUUUAAAAGCAAAUGGAGGCUAAAUCGGCAGUUAGUCAAACUUUGAUGAUCAAAAUCACAAUUAUUAUACGCCAGAGCCAGAAGAGGCGAAAACGACGUCGUAUUUGAAGAAAAAAGAAGGAGAACUGAACCAUCACUCCUGCAAAAACAACUCGAAAUAAAUCCAUCUAACCGCCAAGCCGCAGAAACUCAAAAAUCGCGUUAUCCCACUUUCCCUCUUUCCGCUCCACUCCAUCACCACCAUGGACGACGGUUCUUCGCAGUUUGCCGACUCCCAGCCUUCCAACGAAUCCUACUUGGUCGGAUACGUCAUCGCCAACAUAGUGGGUCUCCGUUACUACGACGGCAGAAUCACCGGCCGGGAAUUGGUGGGGUUGGUCCGGGAACCCACGAACCCUUACGACCAGAACGCCAUCAGAGUCCUGAACAUCAGGUCAAUUCAAGUGGGUCACAUCGAGAAGACGGUGGCAGCAGUUCUCGCGCCCUUGAUUGAUGCCGGGACCAUUGUUGUCGAAGGUAUCGUCGCCAGUCAGCAGAGUAAGUUCAACAAGUUCAAGAUUCCCUGUCAAGUUCACAUUUUCGCUAGUCUUGAGAAUUUCGGGUUGGUUAGGGCUUCGAUUGACAGUGGUGGGUUGAGUUUGUUGGGUGAUGGGUAUGAUAGUCGUAGCUCUGGUGCGGUGAUUGUGAAGGAUGAGAAAUCUAGGGUUAGGGAGCUGGACGAGAUAUUCAAGCUGGUGGAUGAGAAUGUGGGUGAGAAAGAGAAGAAGAUGGGCGUUCUUGAGCCCCCGAAAGAGGUGAUAAAGUCGGACCUUUUGGAUCAUCAGAAGGAGGGGCUUUGGUGGCUGGUCUGUAGGGAGAAAUCUGAUGAACUCCCUCCAUUUUGGGAGGAAGAGAAAGGUGGGGAAUUUAUGAAUACUUUGACCAAUUUUCAUACGAAAACGAGACCAGAGCCUCUACGUGGAGGGAUUUUUGCGGACGACAUGGGAUUGGGGAAGACUCUGACUCUGCUGUCUCUGGUGGCUUUGGAUAAAUCUGCUUCUAAUGCAUCUACUGAUGUAUCAUCUGUCUCCAGUGGUGCUAAGAGAAAGAGGGGUAGGCCGCCUAAGAAGAUUAGUACUACAAAGGGUGUUGAUAAUAAGUCUUCUUCUGGUGUUACAAAGACGACUUUGAUCGUUUGUCCUCUUGCCGUGCUUUCGAAUUGGGUGACACAACUCGAGGAUCACACUCAUCAGGGAUCAUUCCAAGUAUACAUUUAUCAUGGAGAAAGAACAAAAGACACUGAAGAACUGAAGAAGCAUGACAUUGUCUUGACUACCUACAAUACAUUAGCUAGUGAGGAAUCUCAAAGAGAUUCCCCUGUGAAGAAGAUUGAGUGGUGGAGAGUUAUCUUGGACGAAGCACAUGUGAUUAAGAAUGACAAAGCUCAGCAAAGCAAAGCCGUGUUUAAUUUGAUGGCUUUGCAUAGAUGGGCUGUUACUGGAACACCUGUCCAGAAUGGUCCUUCUGAUAUGUUUUCGUUGAUGGCUUUCCUGCGGUUUGAUCCGUUCUCCACUAAAAGCUACUGGAGAAGGCUAAUACAACGUCCUGUAGAUGCUGGGGAUAGGAAUGGGCUGUCACGACUGCAGGUGUUAGUGGCAACUACUUCAUUGCGAAGAACCAAAGAGAAGACUUUAGUUGGAUUGCCCCCUAAAGUUGUGGAGACUUGCUAUAUCGAACUCUCUGGGGAAGACCGCGAACUGUACGAUGAUGUGGAGCAAAAGGCUAAACUUGUUGUACAAGGCUUUAUUGAUGCAGGCAGCUUAACACACAACUAUUCAGCUGUGCUUUGUUUAAUCCUUCGCCUACGCCAGAUCUGCAAUGACUCAGCUUUGUGCCCCCCUGAUCUCCAGUCACUCCUUCCUUCUUACACCAUGGAAGAUGUCUCCACCAACCCAGAGUUGCUGAAGAAGAUCGCUGUGCUGCUGCAAGACGGUGAAGACUUUGAGUGCCCGAUCUGCAUCACCCCGCCAACUGAUACGGUGAUCACAUGUUGUGCUCACAUCUUCUGCCGCCUCUGCAUCACCAAAGUCAUGAAGUCAGGCACAAGCAAAUCCCGGUGCCCACUCUGCCGCCGCGAGCUCUCUCAGUCCGACCUGUUCUCCGCCCCUCCUGAAGCGCUCGGUACCACCGAACAAGAAGAAUCCACGUCAUCAACACCUCGGCGAUCCACCUCAUCCAAGGUCUCAACCCUCCUAGCCCUCCUCACAGCUUCCAGAAACGAAGAUCCGACGACAAAGUCAGUAGUCUUCUCACAGUUCCAGAAGAUGCUCCUGCUCCUCGAGGCCCCACUGAAGGAAGCUGGGUUCAAGACCCUGCGUCUGGAUGGAUCAAUGACGGCCAGGAAGAGGGCUCAGGUGAUGAAGGAGUUUGCAGAUACUAAUGGCGGUGAUGAAACAAAGACGACGACAGUCCUGCUGGCAAGUCUCAAGGCGUCAGGAGCUGGGAUCAACCUGACAGCUGCAUCGAGGGUGUACUUGUUGGAGCCGUGGUGGAACCCUGCGGUGGAGGAACAGGCAAUGGACCGAGUUCAUCGGAUCGGUCAGAAGAAGGAGGUUAAGGUAAUGAGGCUGAUUGCUCGGAAUAGCAUUGAAGAGAGGGUGUUGGAGAUGCAGGAGAGGAAGCAGAAGGUGGCUAAAGAGGCGUUUGGUAGAGGGAAGUCGAAGAAGGAAGUUAGUACCGAUGAUAUUCAGCGGCUUAUGUCGUUGUGAUCUAUUGUGACUUGUGCAGACAGAAUGCAGGGUUAAUUGGUAGACUAGUAGUAGUAGCAGAAGCAGGAUUGCUGGAUUUUAUGUACAUAGAUGUCUUUCUUCUGGUUGGCCUUCUGUUUAGUGUUUAGGAAGAAUUAGCUUAUGCGUGCUUUUGUGAGGCUACUUGGAUUGAAGUUGGGAGUUCUUCUUCUUCUUCUUCUUCUUCUUCUUCUUCUCCUCCUCCUCAAAGAGUGAUGUUACAAGCACAAUUCCUGCUAAUUCUUCUUCUUCUCCUCCUCAAAGAGUGAUGUUACAAGCACAAUUCCUGCUAAUGAAACACCGCAUUUGACAUCACAUGAAUCCUUAUAAUUCAUGCUUGCCAUGGCCAAGCAAGAAUUUGUUCAAGACAAAAUAUUCUUAAAUUUUGUUCAACUUAAAAUAAAUUUAGGGGUUGUUUGGAAGUUGCGAUUGUUUUGUUGAGAUUGUCAUUAUGCAUGUAUUGUUUACAAUGCAUCGUUUUUUUUGUUUUUCUAGCAGAAACAAUACAUGGAUUGUUUCUGUGAUGUGACAGAAACUAUCACUCAUUUUGAGUGAUUGUUAUAUCUCAACUUUUAGUUGUGAUUGUUGAGUUGAGAUUGUUUUGUCUCAGCUUUUAGCUGAUGCGACAUACACAAUCACACAUACCAAACGUUGUAUUCUACAAUGCAUCAAAUUCGACAAUAUAUGUAUAAUAUUAUGCAUGCAUUCUCAACAAUACAUCUAUUUCGCAACUUUCAAACGACCCCUUAAUUUAAAUAUCUAACAUUAAAGAUGGUUUUAUAAGAGAUCAAGAAAGUAAAUGCUGUAUCAUUCUCUUACACUAGUUAUGCUAUGGUGCAUAUCGGCUAUGGCUUUUGCUUGCUAAAAAAUAAUAUAAUUUCGUAAAAGUAUAAUCUCAUAGAUAGAUUUAAAUUGUUAUUUUUAGUCUAACAAGACAAAUAUUGAUAUAUUACAGACUUGUUUUAAUAAAUUAUUAUUAAAAAAAGUUGAGAUAUCCACACAACAACGCAGAAAUAUUCACAACACAUACCCUUAAAUACGUGUUGUGUAUACAGUAUACUAUGAACAUAUUCUAAGUACUCUUACUUUGAAUGCAUGUCGUGAAUACCUGUCCAUAACACAUAUUACAAAUACACAUACAAUACGAAUAAACAUCGAUAUUACUCGUAAAUAAAAAUAUAUAUAAAUCGUGUCCAACCUACGUCGUUGAUAUUGAUUUCAUGACUUGGGAAAAUAAAUUUAGAACGAUAAU